This is a messenger RNA of Mycotypha africana, 1101 nucleotides long. RefSeq names its product nucleotide-diphospho-sugar transferase. Lineage: Eukaryota; Fungi; Mucoromycota; Mucoromycetes; Mucorales; Mycotyphaceae. Gene Ontology annotation, cellular component: Golgi apparatus; membrane. The transcript has 3 exons. Gene Ontology annotation, biological process: cell wall mannoprotein biosynthetic process; protein N-linked glycosylation. The record is from RefSeq and is a predicted model, not a curated record. The coding region runs from base 1 to 1101 and encodes 366 amino acids. Gene Ontology annotation, molecular function: alpha-1,2-mannosyltransferase activity.
AUGAUAUACUAUGCCUAUAAUCCCAAUAAUUACAACAAUGCAACCGUUAAUAACAAUAGAGUCAAGGGCAAGGGAUUACCUACAUCGAAAGAGCAGCAAGACGGACAAUAUAAAAGAGAGAAUGCUGCUUUUGUAGUUCUAGCCCGUAACAGCGAUUUGAACGGUUUGCGUUCAUCGAUGCAAAUGGUCGAAGAUCGUUUCAAUAGAAAAUACAAUUACCCUUGGGUAUUUCUUAAUGACGUACCCUUCGAUGAAAAGUUCAAAGAAUGGACAACUGGGCUGGCUUCGGGAAAGACGUAUUAUGGCGAAUUAACCCAUGAUAUGUGGGGAUAUCCCGAUUGGAUUGAUCAAGACAAGGCUAAACAAGCGAGAGAGAAAAUGGCAGCUGAUAAAGUAAUUUACGGUGGUUCCGAAUCCUAUAGACAUAUGUGUCGAUUCCAAAGUGGCUGGUUCUUUCGACAUCCUUUAAUGGAUCAGUUUGAUUACUAUUGGAGAGUUGAACCUGAUAUCAAAUUUACAUGCGACGUAGAUUAUGAUCCAUUCAGAUUAAUGAGAGAAAGGGAUUUGAAGUACGGGUUUACAAUUUCCCUGCACGAGUACGAAACAACCAUUCCUACGUUAUGGCAGACCACGAAGAAUUUCAUGAAAGAAUAUCCCCAACAUAUCAUUCCUGCUAACAGCUCUGACAGUUUAAUGAAAUGGAUCAGCGAUGACGGUGGUGAGACGUACAACUUGUGUCACUUCUGGAGCAAUUUUGAAAUUGCAUCCUUGGCAUUUUUGAGAUCACAAGCUUAUUUAGAUUAUUUCAAUUAUCUGGACAAAGCCGGUGGCUUCUUUUAUGAAAGAUGGGGUGAUGCGCCUGUGCAUAGUAUUGCCGCUGCAUUGAUGUUGAAAAAAUCAGAAGUGCAUUAUUUCUAUGACAUGGGUUAUUUCCAUAAUCCUUUCUUCAACUGUCCAAGCGAGCCGAGCUGGUUACCCGCCGAAAAAUGUAGUUGUGAUCCAACAGAGAGUAUGGAAAAACAUUGGUGGAGUUGUACUCAAAAAUUUUUAGACAUCGCUGGCAAAAAGACCAGUGAUUUUGUCAUUACAACAAGAAAUUAA